GUUCCCGGAGCCGGCGCGUCCUCCGCCUUUACGCGGAGUCCAGCGACCCCGAGCGAGGAGAGCGCCUCCGGAGUUGAGAGGCAGGACCCUGCGUCUCCUCUUCCUCCCGCUCGGGCCGAGGCUGAGUCGCGGUUGGCCAGGCCCCAGGACGCCCCCCAUGGCGGGCCCGCGGGUCGAGGUGGACGGCAGCAUCAUGGAAGGGGGCGGGCAGAUCUUGAGGGUGUCUACGGCCCUGAGCUGUCUCCUGGGCCUCCCCUUGCGGGUGCAGAAGAUCCGAGCAGGCCGCAGCACGCCGGGCCUUAGGCCUCAGCAUUUAUCUGGACUGGAAAUGAUUCGAGAUUUCUGUGAUGGGCAACUGGAGGGGGCAGAAAUCGGCUCAACAGAAAUAAUGUUUACGCCAGAGAAGAUCAAAGGUGGAGUCCACACAGCAGAUACCAAGACAGCAGGGAGUGUAUGCCUCUUGAUGCAGGUCUCAAUGCCCUGUGCUCUCUUUGCUGCUUGUCCAUCAGAACUUCGUUUGAAAGGUGGAACUAAUGCUGAAAUGGCACCACAGAUUGAUUACACAGCCAUGGUUUUCAAGCCAAUUGUUGAAAAAUUUGGUUUCACAUUUAAUUGUGACAUUAAAAUGAGGGGCUACUACCCGAAAGGAGGUGGUGAAGUGAUUAUCCACAUGUCGCCAGUUAAACAGUUGAACCCAAUAAAUUUAACUGACCGUGGCUCUGUGACUAAGAUAUAUGGAAGAGCUUUUGUUGCUGGUGUUUUGCCAUUUAAAGUAGCAAAAGAUAUGGCAGCGGCAGCCGUAAGAUGCAUCAGAAAGGAGAUUAGGGAUCUGUAUGUUAACAUCCAGCCUGUUCAGGAAACUAAAGACCAAGCUUUUGGCAAUGGAAGUGGAAUAAUCAUUAUUGCUGAGACAUCCACUGGCUGUUUGUUCGCUGGAUCAUCGCUUGGUAAACGAGGUGUUAAUGCAGACAAGGUUGGAAUUGAAGCUGCUGAAAUGCUGUUAGCAAAUCUUAGACAUGGCGGUGCUGUGGAUGAGUAUCUGCAAGACCAGUUGAUCAUUUUCAUGGCAUUAGCCAGUGGAAUUUCCAGAAUAAAAACAGGACCAGUUACACUCCAUACCCAAACGGCUAUACAUUUUGCUGAACAACUAGCAAAGGCUAAAUUUACUGUGAAGAAAUCAGAAGAUGAAGAAGAUGCUUCUAAAGAUACUUACAUUAUUGAGUGCCAAGGAAUCGGGAUGACAAAUCCAAAUCUAUAGGGUAUUUGCCUCUUAAAUGAUACCUCAAUGAUGUAUUGCACUAAUCAUUUCAUAAAUAUUAUAUAGAACAAUGAAUAAGCAGUAACUUAUUAAAGGACCUGACUUAAAUUUAGAGAUGAAAUACAGAAAGUUCUAGAUUUGCUGGGACUGCUUCGUCCUAUUAAUCUCACUUUGACUGUCUUCUGAGAUAGAUAGGGACAGCGAAGUUUAAGAGUUGGUGAAUAUGUAUGAUAGCUGAUUUCAGUAUUAAAGUAUUGAAAUAAAAUAUU
Messenger RNA from Globicephala melas (long-finned pilot whale), 1527 nucleotides. RefSeq names its product RNA 3'-terminal phosphate cyclase (gene RTCA). Gene Ontology annotation, cellular component: nucleus. Gene Ontology annotation, biological process: RNA processing. Gene Ontology annotation, molecular function: RNA-3'-phosphate cyclase activity. NCBI's taxonomy places the organism in Eukaryota, Metazoa, Chordata, Mammalia, Artiodactyla, Delphinidae. The record is from RefSeq and is a predicted model, not a curated record.